Aspergillus terreus NIH2624 is the source of this 2388-nucleotide messenger RNA. RefSeq names its product CeGAL family transcription factor. Gene Ontology annotation, molecular function: zinc ion binding; DNA binding; DNA-binding transcription factor activity, RNA polymerase II-specific. The record is from RefSeq and is a predicted model, not a curated record. Bases 1 to 2388 code for a protein of 795 amino acids. NCBI's taxonomy places the organism in Eukaryota, Fungi, Ascomycota, Eurotiomycetes, Eurotiales, Aspergillaceae. The transcript has 5 exons. Gene Ontology annotation, biological process: regulation of DNA-templated transcription; DNA-templated transcription.
AUGCCUCAUCAUACUCUCAAGAAGGUAGUGGUGCCUUCCGAAAUGGUUCUUGCUCUGGGAGAAGCGCCGCUUCGAGCCUGGAAGGAACAUCUCCGUGCCUUCCAAUCAUUACACUCAUCUUCAGACGAUGUGAAAAGUCCGGAUGAUUUAAAAGAGCCUUCUAAUAUGGAUCUAUACGGCCAAUCGUCACCAGAUCGUCCGAAGAGUCAAUCACCUUCGUCCGCUCAACCUCCGGAGGAUCUUCCAGAUAUCCUGGAAAACCCAUUCGAUACCUAUGAAAAUCCACCUGAUCUGUACCAGACGGGAUUUGCACCAAAUCCUAAUCCAUACGACCCAAACAAUCUGUACAAUCCAUUCUUUCCCGGCAGUCAAACAAACCAUUUCCUUUGUGAGCCACGAUACCAUGGUACCCAGCCCUUCGCGACUCUGGGCGUUAUCGAUAGCAACAAUGUCACCGCCACACCAAGGCGUCCCAGCGUCUCUACUACAUCGAGUGCAUCCGCUUACGGUGGCAUCAGAAAAGUGCCCAUACCCCGACUGCCGUCUCGCGAUGAUUCAUCAAGAAUGCGUAGGCGCCACAUUACCCGAGCGUGCGAGAACUGCAGAUCAAGGAAGAUCAAGUGCUCUGGGGAAGAGACUGGCUGCCGUACGUGUUACGAGUAUGACCUUGAAUCCUCCAUCGACAUAGGGUCUGGCGCUGGCAAACCCGAGGAUGAGGACUAUCGUUCUGCCUCUUCCCACGCACUUGACUCGGUCAAAGAAGACUUCAAUAAGGACGGCCCUACACUGGCGACAGGAUUCAUUGGAAGAAGCUCAGAGUUCACUUGGUUACAAGAAGUAGAUCGGCAACUUGGCACCCCGCGACGAUCUGAGAAGCGCGAAACCCCAAUAGCGGCAUGGAAUUAUUAUACGGACACUCCGGUCUUCCUCCGUUAUAGCCCGCGUCCUGACCCAGACGGGUUCCCGACACCACAUGUGGCGCGAAGGCUCUACAACACAUACUUUGCUCGUGUGCAUCUGACAUUCCCUAUUAUCGGAAAGACUAUAUUUGACCGCCAGUUCCGCUCAGUCUUGGCCGACCCCAAAAUACACGGAGGAAACAGGUUCCGCGCGGUGUUGAACAUGGUGUUUGCUAUCGGUGCACUAUUCAUUCAGUUGACAGACGAUAACAGUGAAGGAGAUGAACAAGACCACCCCUUGUAUUUUGAAAGGGCUAGAGUGCUGAACGUGGAUGGCACAGAGCUUGAUCACUUCGAUGUCCAGCAGAUCCAAGCGAAAGGAUUGGCUUCACUUUAUUUGCUGGCUACAGGCCAGAUGAACCGAGCUUGGAGGCUUUGCACAAAUGCCGUACAGGGGGCGCUUGACCUUGGAUUGCACCUACGCGACCUUGGAUCCACCGCUGAUGAUCUCAAGGAGAUAAAAUACCGUGUUUGGUGGUCUCUAUACACCCUUGAACAUCGUCUCAGCGUGAUCACCGGACGCCCUUCUUGCAUACACGAUACUGACUACUCGACUCCUCUCCCUAUUCCGUUCGAUGAAGUUCAAUUUAAGGAAGAAGAAGCUAUCCGUCUCUUAGCAUCGUCAAAGGAUCGGACAAGUCAAUUAAGCGGAUCCUCAUCCUCUUUCAAGCGAGGUGGGAAGGGCCAGGCGAAGUACGCAGAUUGCGAUAUCCGAUAUGCUGAUCCAUCCGAGUCUCUGUACUUCCUACAGGCAGUGCUAUUGAGCUCCAUUGGGCGGAGAGCGGCCAGCCAGCUCUACAGUCCGCAAGCCGAACACUUAUCUUGGCGACACACACGAUGGACGAUAGAAACGCUCCUGGAUGACCUUAACUCCUGGGUCGUAAACCUGCCCGCUGUCUAUGAUUUUACGUCGAUCAAAUCCACGCCAAGCCCUCAGAGUCAUACGUCAGGUCUCGCCAUCCUAUAUUACAGCACCAAGAUUUUAAUAACAAGGCCAUGUCUUUACCAUCUAGAGGUGGACAACAAGGGGAAAGGGUCCGAGGCUUUCGCCGAGCUCGAGAAUUUCAACAAAGAACAUGCUGCCCAGUGCAUCAAUUCGGCGUGUCUUCUGCUUCGCUUUUUACCUGAGCCACCAUAUUCGGUUGACCUAUACGAGUCAAGCCCGUGGUGGUGCAUAUUGCAUUUUCUCAUGCAAACAGCAGCCGUUCUUCUCUUGGAGCUUUCCCUUAGGUGGAAGAUUAUUCAAGCAAUGUUCAUGGGGGUGAUUGCGAUGAGGACGACGAUAGCGAUCCAACCCCUCAGGGGCCAAGAGCUAGAUCUCCUGUUGAUCAAGCACCUCCUGUUGCUGGUGGACAGGCUUUUCCGAGUGAGCCACAGUUUCGUUCAGCCCCCCAAUCUGGUGGAAGCUCUGGCGACCAAGCAAUUUUGA